AUGGGGGCCCCCGCAAGUUUAGCGGAGGAAUUAAGACAAGUAGAGACUUAUGAAGAUUAUUUAGAUUCUUUCUUAACAGAUAAUGAUAGAAUUUAUCUAAGCGAUGUGAGCAGCAGCAGCAGCAGCAGCAACAGCAACAGCAACAGCAGCAGCAGCAGACAGCAGCAGCAACAGGAGCAGCAGCAGCAGCAGACAGAAGCAGACACAGCAGCAUGA
This is a messenger RNA of Eimeria maxima, 216 nucleotides long. RefSeq lists its product as hypothetical. Lineage: Eukaryota; Apicomplexa; Conoidasida; Eucoccidiorida; Eimeriidae. The transcript has 2 exons. The record is from RefSeq and is a predicted model, not a curated record. Bases 1 to 216 code for a protein of 71 amino acids.